Messenger RNA from Ixodes scapularis (black-legged tick), 1979 nucleotides. RefSeq names its product U4/U6 small nuclear ribonucleoprotein Prp31 (gene Prp31). Gene Ontology annotation, cellular component: precatalytic spliceosome; U4/U6 x U5 tri-snRNP complex; U4 snRNP. The record is from RefSeq and is a predicted model, not a curated record. NCBI's taxonomy places the organism in Eukaryota, Metazoa, Arthropoda, Arachnida, Ixodida, Ixodidae. Gene Ontology annotation, biological process: spliceosomal tri-snRNP complex assembly; mRNA splicing, via spliceosome. The transcript has 13 exons. Bases 433 to 1902 code for a protein of 489 amino acids.
AGCAUUGAAAUCUCGCGCUCUUGCUGCCCAACGUUGCUUGGCUGCCUUCGCGCCGCCGCGAAACGCAACGCUGCAGUACUCCAAAGCGUAGCUUUAUUUAGUGACUCUAGGCGCUGCCAGCCUCGUUAUCCCACCCACAGGUCUUACCCCUCCAUUCGCAUCUAACUUCGUGCGUUUGUCUAUUCAUACUUACAUCCGAUUGGUUGCGUGCAGUGCGUGCGUUAGGUGCAUGACGCUUUCGCCAAGAAAGCCCCACUUCGUCCAACGUACGAAGAACGCUCCGUGUUGAAGUCCUUUUUAUUGAAGUACUAAGGGCGUACAGAUUUCGAAACGACCACCGUGGACGUGUUCUAUCAGCUAGUUUUGUGAGAGCCUGAAUGCGGCAGGUUCUCGCGUAAAUUUUCUUGUCACAGGGUUAUUUAAAACGUCAGCAUGUCUCUGGCCGAGGAGCUCUUGGCCGAUCUCGAAGAUGCCGGAGAUUUCGAAGAAGAUCAGCUUUAUCAACAGGACGCCCACAUCCAAGAAGUGGAAGAUGUCAUGCCGUUGGAGGUCGACACCAAGUCCAAGUCCGUCAGAGCCAUCGCCAAACUUCGCGACUCAGAAGAGUUGGCUCAUGUGAUGAACGCUAUAAAAGAGAAGAAGGAACAUGGACGCAAAGAAGAAGUGAUUGGGCCAGUCGAAGCCGAUCCAGAGUAUCAACUGAUUGUCGAGGCGAACAACCUGGCCGUCGAGAUCGACAACGAGAUCAACAUCAUUCACAAGUUUACGAGGGACAACUAUUCCAAACGCUUCCCCGAGUUGGAGUCGCUCGUGCCCGGAGCGCUUGACUACAUGUCGACGGUCAAGGAACUGGGCAACAGUCUGGAGAAGGCAAAGAACAACGAGAUGCUCCAACAGUUCCUCACGCCAGCCACCAUCAUGGUUGUCAGCGUCACGGCUUCGACGACCCAGGGACAGCUACUCUCUCCAGAGGAGUUGGCAACCAUCUUUGAAGCGUGUGACAUGGCACUGGACCUGAACGACUUCAAGCUGGAGAUCUACUCAUACGUCGAGUCACGCAUGUCCUUCAUUGCGCCCAACCUCUCUGCCAUUGUAGGAGCGUCCGUUGCCGCCAAGCUCAUGGGUGUGGCGGGCGGCCUGACCAACCUCUCCAAGAUGCCCGCCUGCAAUGUUCUGGUGCUUGGUUCCCAGAAGCGAACCCUCUCCGGAUUCUCCUCGACAGCUGUCAUGCCUCACACUGGUUUCGUCUACUACACGGACAUUGUGCAGAACACGCCCGCAGACCUGCGUCGCAAGGGAGCCCGCCUCCUGGCGGCCAAGUGUGUGCUGGCAGCGCGGGUGGACAGCUUCCACGAGUCUCAGGAUGGGACGGUGGGGCGGUCCCUGAGAGAGGAGGUGGAGCGCAAGCUGGACAAGCUGCAGGAGCCGCCCCCGGCCAAGCAGGUCAAGCCCCUGCCCCAGCCCAUCGACCAGAACCGCAAGAAGCGUGGCGGACGCAGGGUACGGCGAAUGAAAGAGCGGUUUGCCGUCACCGAACUGCGCAAGCAAGCCAACCGCAUGACCUUCGGAGAGAUUGAAGAGGAUGCUUACCAGGAUGACCUUGGGUUUAGCUCGGGACACAUCGGCAAAGCGGGAACAGGUCGCAUUCGUGCCGCGCAGGUGGAUGAGAAGACCAAAGUCCGCAUCUCCAAGACUCUGCAGAAAAACCUCCAAAGACAGCAGGUUUAUGGUGGCAGCACGACAGUGCGAAGGCAGGUGUCCGGAACAGCAUCCAGUGUCGCUUUCACACCCCUACAGGGGUUGGAGAUCGUCAAUCCACAUGCCGCCGAGACCAGAGCAGGCGACAGCGGUGCGAAGUACUUCUCCAACACAGCUGGCUUCCUCAAGCUACAGAAAAACUGAGAAGAAAAUUCUUUACUGUACGAUACAAACAUAUGUAAAUACAAAAUGGAACACAAUAAAUACCUCUCUUUGAUGCA